Messenger RNA from Musca domestica (house fly), 943 nucleotides. RefSeq names its product trypsin alpha-4. Lineage: Eukaryota; Metazoa; Arthropoda; Insecta; Diptera; Muscidae. The transcript has a single exon. Gene Ontology annotation, molecular function: serine-type endopeptidase activity. The record is from RefSeq and is a predicted model, not a curated record. Gene Ontology annotation, biological process: proteolysis. The coding region runs from base 96 to 872 and encodes 258 amino acids.
ACAACUCAAUUCGCUGUUCUAAUAAUAAUGAAUACAAAAACCAACGAUCGUCUGCUGAAGACUUCAGUUGUUCAACAAGCUUCCACGGCCCCAGCAUGUUAAAAUACCUAAUAAUACUGUCAUUGGCUUGUGCCUGUGCUUUCGGUGCAGCCGUGCCUCAGGGCAUGCUGCCACAAUUGGAUGGACGCAUUGUGGGCGGUAGCUUUACCACAAUUAGCUCCUUCCCCUGGCAAAUCUCAUUGCAACGCAGUGGCUCACACUCCUGUGGUGGUUCUAUUUAUUCGGCCAAUGUCAUUGUAACCGCUGCCCAUUGUUUGCAAAACGUUGCAUCGAUAUCUGUGCUCAAGGUACGUGCUGGUUCUUCGUAUUGGACCUCUGGUGGUGUUCUGUUGUCCGUUGCUGCAUUUAAAAAUCAUGAAGGCUAUAACCCCUCAACCAUGGUUAAUGAUAUUGCUGUUAUACGUCUAUCCUCCUCGCUGACCAUGAGCUCUACGAUUCGCCCAAUUGCAUUGGCCACAACUGCCCCGGUCAAUGGAGCUGAGGCCACAGUUUCUGGUUGGGGUACCGUAGAAUCCGGUUCCAAUUCUUUGCCCACCCAGUUGAAAUAUAUUGAUUUGAAAAUUGUUGGCCGUACUCAGUGCUCUUCAGCCACUUAUGGUUAUGGCGCCGAAAUCAAAGCUACCAUGAUCUGUGCAGCUGCUGCGGGUAAAGAUUCAUGUCAGGGCGAUUCUGGUGGUCCAUUGGUGUCUGGUGGUCUUUUGGUUGGUGUUGUGUCCUGGGGUUAUGGCUGUGCCUAUGCCAACUAUCCUGGCGUCUAUGCUGAUGUUGCUGCCCUACGUAGCUGGGUUGUUGAAGCUGCUGAAAGUGUAUAAUGAUUUUUGGAAAUACGAUAAGGAAUAUAGAAGAUAUUUAGAAAUGUACAUACAAUAUACAUACCUACAUA